Drosophila subobscura is the source of this 1230-nucleotide messenger RNA. Its product is annotated as lipase 3-like. Lineage: Eukaryota; Metazoa; Arthropoda; Insecta; Diptera; Drosophilidae. Bases 39 to 1193 code for a protein of 384 amino acids. The transcript is spliced from 3 exons. Gene Ontology annotation, biological process: lipid metabolic process. The record is from RefSeq and is a predicted model, not a curated record. Gene Ontology annotation, molecular function: hydrolase activity, acting on ester bonds.
UCGCUAUAAGUAACCUUUAGAGAUUUAAGCAGUUUGCAAUGAUUAGUCGGUUGGUUCUGUUGCUUUUGUUGGCUGCUGGCAGCUUGGUUGACUUUGCCACAUCGAAUUCUCUGAGUCUCGUUGGCAUGCACAACUAUCCGGUGGAGCAGCACAGGCUGACGACGAGAGAUGGCUACAUCCUCACCAUAUUUCGCAUUCCGUACUCGCAGCGUGAAGGCGGACGCAAGCAGGUUGUCUUCCUGCAGCACGGCAUCACUGGCUCCUCCGAUGAUUGGCUGCUGAGCGGCCCCAACAGUGGGCUGCCAUUUCUGCUGGCCGAUGCGGGCUUUGACGUGUGGCUGGGCAACUCUCGGGGCAAUGAAAACGGACGCGCGCACAAGAUACUGGAUCCCAAGAACGACACAUUCUGGAAGUUUAGCUGGCACGAGAUUGGGGCCUACGAUCUGCCAGCACAGAUCGACUAUGUGCUGAGGAAAACGAAGCAAGCGGCGCUGCAUUUUGUUGGUCACUCACAGGGCGGCACCGCCUACGUGGUGAUGCUCGCGGAGCAUCCAAAGUACAAUGAGAAAAUAAUGACAACAAAUCUGCUGGCACCCCUGGCCUUCUGCAGCAAUAUGGAAUCGAAGCUUAUGACGCUGGUACUGAAGGUAAACGAUUACAUGGUCGAGGGGGAGUAUACUCCGGGCAGCCUGACGCAGCACACGUUAUCCGAAGUGGUGUGCUCCACCAUGAUUGGGAAGCACCUCUGUCAGGACAUGCUGUUCACGCUCAUCGGUGGCAAGUCGCCGCACAUAAACAGGACACUCAUCCCGCAGCUGGGAAAUAAGGCAUCAUUCGGCUUCUCCAACAGGCUGCUGAAGCACUACGCGCAGGUGUUCAAAACGGGUCGCUUUGCCAAGUACGAUCAUGGGAAUGCCACGAAUCUGAGGGUUUACGGUACGAGUCGGCCGCCACUCUACGAGCUGAGCAACGUUGCGCCGGCAGACAGGGUGAAUAUGUUCUACAGCGACAACGACCAGCUGCUGUCAGCUGAGGAUGCGCAGACACUUGGCCAGCGCAUUGCUGCCACUCAGCAUCACGUGAAGGUGAAGAACUGGAACCAUUUGGAUUAUGUUUACGCCACAGACGUCGUGCAGGUCAUCUACCGACAGCUAAUUCAAUCGAUCCGUGACUACGAGGCGAGUCCCAUCUGAUUUGAAUGCUAUUUAAAUAUAUGCCAGAGAAGUUGUA